Molecule: messenger RNA, 1545 nt
Organism: Dictyostelium purpureum
Lineage: Eukaryota; Evosea; Eumycetozoa; Dictyosteliales; Dictyosteliaceae
Exons: 1
Coding region: 1-1545 (514 amino acids)
Source: RefSeq, a predicted model, not a curated record
AUGAGAUUAUUACUCCAAUUAAUAUUAAUAUUUACAAUUUUAUUUUCAAUUGCUAAUGCAAUUGAUAAUGUACCAUUAACAUUAUGUAUGUCUGGUAGAGCACAAGGUACAGAGUCAUUGAAUAAAUCAGGAUCUUGUGAAUAUGGGCCAUACAACGGACCAACUGGACCAGGUACAUUAACAGCAACCCUUAAUGAAUAUUUCUAUAGCAGUGGCGUCAAGUGCGGUGAUUGUUUUGAAAUUUCUGGACCAAAAGGUAAAACUGUUGUAAGAGUUGUUAAUUUUUGUUCUGCCGGUACAUGUCCAUCUGAGAAACCAUUGUUCAUGUUAACUCCAGAUGCCUUCUCUGAAAUUUCCAAUGAUCCAUUAUCAGUUAUCUAUGAUGCUGGUUUUAGAAAAGUCAGUUGUGAUGCCAAUGCCGCCCCAAUUAAAGCACAAGUCUCUGAAGAUAGUUCAAAGUAUUACGUCAAAUUAUUAAUUUUCAACAAUAACCUUGGUAUCAAAGAUGUUACCAUCAAGAGCAAAUCAAUGAAAACUGCAGUUCCAAUGGUUCGUCAAAACAGUGCCCAAUUUGUUUGGAGUGAAGCCGGUAAAGAAAUGACAUUCCCAGCUACCGUUACUGUAUCAUCCCAAUACGGUGGUUCAGUUACUCUUGAAUUAAAAUCCUUGGACAAAGAUGUUCUUAAAUUUAGCGACAACUUUGUUGUUCCAAAAGGUCUUAUUAAGAAAGCCCCAGAAACCUGUUCACUCUCUGCCUCCCCACUUACCAUCUACCAAAAUGGCUUGACUGAAGGUUGGAACUACUGGUCAUCAAGAUCAUACAGCGCCAUCAACACCACCGAUACAUCAAUGCAUAGCAAUGGUUCAACUUCAUCACUUUCCAUCAUUUUAUUAGGCUCCUCAUCUUCACUCACCUUAGCUCGUUCUGGUGAUUUUGACACUGCAUAUUUCACUGGUAUUAAAUUCAAUAUUCGUUCUAACACUACCCUUGAAGGCUUCCGUGUUUAUUUCCCAAGUGAAGAAUCUAAAUUCUGGACACCAAAAACCCCAAUUUCAACUUCAUGGACUACUUACACUGUUCCAUUCUCUGCUUUAAAACACAAAUCAAUUGAAUCUGCCAUCACCUUUGCCAACACUGAUAACGUCAAUGCCUAUAUCCACAUUGAUAACAUCUUUUUCAUUGCUUCACCACAUGCCUCAACUUCAGGUUAUGCUUCAUCCAAUGAUACCAAUGGUACUGGUAAUUUAGCUACAACUGCUGGUACAAGUGCUACUGGUGCUGCUACUGCCGCUGCUACAACUGGUGGUGUUGCUACUGGAUCAACUGAAUCAACUUCAACUGCUACAACUGGCGGUAAAGGUCAUACUACUGGUACUGUCACACCAUUAACCUCAACUGGUAGAACUACUUCAAACCCAACUACUGCUUCAUCCAUUGGUGGUAAUAGUGAUUCUGAAACCUCUGAUGAACAUCAUUCAUCAUCAUCAACUGUCCAAAUCUCCUUAUUAUUAAUUUCUGCUAUUUUGGCUUUUAUUUCUUUAUAA